CAGAGGGAGAGAGCGAGCAGGUGAAAGCGCCAGAGGCUGAGCCGCCGCUGCUGUCACCGCUCCAUUCCCAGCCGUGCUCAGAGGGACAGAGGAGAGCCACUGCAAAGUGUAUCCAGGUGCCAGCCGAGAGUGAGCCUUACCAAUCCUCGUGCAGUGCAGUGCACAAUAGCUAAGGGUUCCAGGGAAGCGAGGUAAGGUCUUUGCUUUGGGAAUUAGCGAGAGAGGGAGAGACGCAGCUUCAAGCCAACCACAAUCUAGUGGCCUCUAUUUAAAAGAAGAAGAAGAAUCACGUCACGACGUCGGGAAGAAGGUGCUGCUUUAAGCUGGGGCCAAAAGGCUCCGCGAGGGAGCUGGACAGAGCACUGUUGCAACAAGCCACGAGCCAUCCUCAGCAGUCCGCAGGAAGCCAAGUCGGUGCUCAUCUUAGGGUGGGCGGGGGAGCGCGGUGCGAGCGGCUGAGGAGUUCCCUUUCCCCCAGAAGAGUUUGGGGCUACCGCAGAUGCGCUGGAAGACGGCGAUGAAGAGGCGCUCGCUUGGAGCUGCGGGCCCGCGCGGGGGCUUGACUUUCCCCUCCUGGAUGUGCGGCUGGGCUCUAAUCUGCUGUCAGGCGGCUCAGACUGGAGAUGCUGUCGCUGCUGCUUCCAGAUUGCAGUUGCUACAGUGCCGGGAGGCAGAGUACCACUAUGAAUACACAGAAUGUGACAGCAGUGGAUCCAGAUGGAGGGUAGCAGUUCCAAAUCCAGGAGUGGAGUGCUCUGGUUUACCUGAUCCUGUCAAAGGGAAGGAAUGCACUUUUUCAUGCGCUUCUGGGGAAUAUCUGGAAAUGAAGAAUCAAGUAUGCAGCAAAUGUGCUGAAGGGACUUACUCCUUGGGAAGUGGGAUCAAAUUCGAUGAAUGGGAUGACUUGCCUGCAGGAUUCUCUAAUAUAGCAACCUACAUGGACUCAGCAGUUGGCUCAGCUGAGAGUAAAGCAGAUAGCUGUGGCAAAUCUUCAUGGACUCCUCGUGGGAAUUACAUUGAAUCAAACAGGGAUGACUGCACUGUUUCCUUGAUCUACACUGUACACCUGAAGAAGUCUGGCUCUGUUGUCUUUGAAUACCAGCAUAUUGACAACAACAUCUUCUUUGAGUUUUUUAUUCAAAAUGAUCAGUGCCAAGAAAUGGACUCCACAAGUGAUAAGUGGAUGAAAGUAACAGAUAAUGGUGAAUGGGGCUCCCAUUCCGUAUCAUUGAAAUCAGGUACCAAUAUAUUAUACUGGAGAACAACAGGGAUCCUUAUGGGUGCUCAAGUGGUGAAGCCUGUACUGGUGAAAAACAUCACAAUUGAAGGAGUGGCCUACACCUCUGAAUGCUUCCCCUGCAAACCUGGUACAUUUAGCAACAUGCCAGGUUCUUCUACCUGCCAGGUCUGUCCUAGAAAUACCUACUCAGAAAAAGGUGCUAAGGAAUGUGCUAAAUGUCCAGAAGAAACACAUUACGCAGAUGAAGGGUCAAGUGAAUGUUUAGAGUGUCCACCAUGCUCAGACAACGACUUUUUCCAAAUCCACACACCAUGUGAUAGGGAUGGAAAGACUCAGCUCAUGUACAAAUGGGUAGAGCCUAAGAUCUGUAGAGAAGAUGUUUCUGGAGCAGUAAAGCUGCCCCCUUCUGGUGAGAGGAAGAAGUGCCCACCUUGUAACCCUGGUUUCUACAACAAUGGCUCAUCAUUCUGCACUCCUUGCCCACAAGGCACGUUUUCUGAUGGAACACGAGAUUGCCAGGCUUGCCCUGCUGGUACUGAACCAGCUCUGGGAUUAGAGUAUAAAUGGUGGAAUGUGCUACCUACCAAUAUGAAGACUUCUUGUUUCAAUGUUGGAAACUCAAAAUGUGAUGGGAUGAAUGGUUGGGAAGUAUCUGGUGAUCACAUCCAAAGUGGGGCAGGGGGUACAGAUAAUGAUUAUCUUAUCAUGAAUCUUCACAUACCAGGAUUUAAACCUCCAACUUCAGUAACGGGAGCAACAGGCUCAGAACUUGGACGGAUCACUUUUGUGUUUGAGACCAUCUGUUCAGCAGAUUGUGUGCUGUAUUUCAUGGUAGACAUCAAUACAAAAAAUACACAUGUGGUGGAAUCAUGGAGUGGAACGAAGGAGAAGCUAUCAUACACACACACAAUCUCCAAAAAUGCUUCUUUUAUAUUCACAUGGGCUUUUCAGAGAACAAUUCAGGGCCAAGAUAGCAGGAAACUCAUUAAUGAUGUGGCAAAGAUCUACUCGAUAACUGUAACCAAUGCAGUUGAUGGUGUUGCCUCAUCUUGCCGGGCGUGUGCUAUUGGUUCUGAACAGUCUGGCUCCUCCUGCAUCCCCUGCCCUGCUGGACACUACAUAGAAAAGAAAACCAACCAGUGCAAGGAGUGUCCGCCCAACACGUACCUGUCCAUUCAUCAAAUGUACGGCCAAGAGGCAUGUGUCCCUUGUGGACCUAGCAGCCAAAGCACUAAGGACCGCUCAGCAUGCUUUAGUGACUGCAUGCUCUCCUAUGUCAAGGACAAUCGAAGCCUGACCUAUGAUUUUAGCAGCCUGAGCAGGGUAGGCUCAUUAAUGAAUGGACCAAGCUUUACAGGAAGAGGAACAAAAUUCUUUCAUUUUUUCAACAUCAGCCUGUGUGGAAACCAGGGAGAAAAGAUAGCAAUUUGUGCAGACAAUAUAACAGAUAUCACACUAAAGGACAUGGUAGCUGAAUCAGAAGAUUAUUCCAACAUUGUGAGGGCUUUUGUCUGCCAGUCUACUAUCAUACCACCUGACAGCAAGGGAUUCCGAACUGCUUUGGCACUUCAGUCCAACAGCCUCGCUGACACAUUUCUCGGAGCUACCAUUGAAACAACACUGGGAAACAUUAAUGUUAAGCCAGAAAUGUUUGAACAUUCAGAAAGGAAGAUACCUGAUGUGCAUUUCUACUUCAAGUCUUCACGAGCAACAGCCACCUGUGAAAAUGGACGUGAUUCUGUUGUGACAAUGAGAUGUAGCCCUGCAAAACCUGGCCAAGGAGAAAUCUCAGUUCCCAGUUUAUGCCCUGCAGGCACCUGUGAUGGGUGCACUUUCUACUUCUUGUGGGAAAGUGCAGAGGCCUGCCCCAUGUGUACAGAGCAGGACUAUCAUGAGAUUGAAGGUGCCUGUAAAAAAGGACACCAGGAAACUAUAUAUGUAUGGAAUGAACCAAAGCUAUGCAUAAGAGGGGUUUCCUUGCCUGAAAAAAGGAUCAUCAUCUGUGAAACAGUGGACUUCUGGCUGAAAGUUGGAGCAGGUGUUGGAGCAUUCACAGGUGUCCUGCUGGUUGCCUUAACCUGCUAUUUCUGGAAGAAGAACCAGAAGCUAGAGUAUAAAUAUUCCAAAUUGGUGAUGACUGCAAACUCAAAAGAGUGUGAGCUUCCGGCUGCUGACAGCUGUGCAAUCAUGGAAGGGGAAGAUAAUGAAGAGGAAAUAGUAUAUUCAAAUAAACAGUCAUUACUAGGAAAACUAAAGUCACUGGCAAUAAAGGAGAAAGAAGAUCGCUUUGAAUCUGUUCAGCUGAAAUCCUCAAGAUCUCACAAUAUAUGAACACUUGCAUCUACCUUUGAACCAGCAAACGUGAUUUCUGUUUCAGUGAGACCACAUUUUAAACAUGUCCUGGCACAUAUUUGAAGGGUGGUCUCCAGUGAGAAAUGCUGAGCAGUCGAAGAGGAACAAAGAUAGAAGAGAAGAACAAGAGAGAAAGUUGCCUUAUCAUGAGACUGAAUAACUUGCCAAAAAAAAAGAAAGAAAGAAAGAAAGAAAGAAAGAGGAGAGCAGUUUGGGUCACAAGCUGAGGAUGAAGUUCAACUCAGGGAAAGAGAAAACACAAGGAAAGACAGCCCAUGAGAAUUGGAUGCCUGAGGCAGAAAAUCCAAAUGGCGCCUCCCAUAGUAAUAAAAAUAUAUUAAGAAACUAAGUAAUUGAUCAUUUGCUGCUCUUCAAUGGCACCCCCAAAUCUGCCACCUGUGGGUUGCUUCACCAUGCCCUGAGGGAGAAUGGGAAGGGUCCUACUGGACAAGAGGUUUACAGUAACCUGUGCAUUGUUCAGGCCUGCAAGAAGAUUUAUUUGUACCUCUUCAUUUCCCAUCACUUCUGUCACAGAGAAUAAACUGACUGAUAUUUGGAAGAACUGGAAAGAUGCCUCAGACUUGUCCAGAUACCUGUUGAUAUGUCGAGUUUGCAGCGCAGAGUCUCUCUUGAAAUCAGAAUUCUGCUCAAAAUUUGAAAUGGAGGAACCACGAUAGUUUCUUUUUAAGUUUCGGAAAGGGGAGUACUUGCAAUGUAAACCUGUUAAAGAUCCAAUUUUGAACUUGCAGAAUUGGUUUCUGUAGAUGCAAAGACAUGGUUGAAUUAGUCAUAUCAAAGGACUGAACAUGUAACCUAAAAGGCUAACUCUUUAAUCUAACUCAAAGGAUCAGUUUUGUUCGCUAGCAACAUGAUUAAAUUUGAGCCCAGUUGAUAUAUGUAGCCACCCUUGGAGUAAGGGUGUGAGCAGUUCGGUCCGAACCACGGUCUGUGAACCAGUCCAGUUGAACCGACUGGCUGGUCCAGUCCAUCUGACCAAACCGACUUGAACCAGUUCACUGGUUCGAGCACCUAUAAAUGGGAAUCUGGUGAGGAUUCCCCUUUGCCUCCAGCGGUAAUAAAAGGUGGUGGGGGAGCAGCGAGAGAGAC
Molecule: messenger RNA, 4699 nt
Organism: Hemicordylus capensis (graceful crag lizard)
Lineage: Eukaryota; Metazoa; Chordata; Lepidosauria; Squamata; Cordylidae
Gene: ELAPOR2
Product: endosome-lysosome associated apoptosis and autophagy regulator family member 2
Exons: 22
Coding region: 500-3571 (1023 amino acids)
Biological process (GO): positive regulation of BMP signaling pathway
Source: RefSeq, a predicted model, not a curated record